Molecule: messenger RNA, 1876 nt
Organism: Carlito syrichta (Philippine tarsier)
Lineage: Eukaryota; Metazoa; Chordata; Mammalia; Primates; Tarsiidae
Gene: IGBP1
Product: immunoglobulin binding protein 1
Exons: 7
Coding region: 507-1442 (311 amino acids)
Biological process (GO): regulation of signal transduction; regulation of dephosphorylation
Cellular component (GO): cytosol
Molecular function (GO): protein phosphatase 2A binding
Source: RefSeq, a predicted model, not a curated record
AGCAAACCUGGGGAGCGGCGCAGCGGCAGGAGCCCCUGGUUGCCCAGACUAAGGUAAUCAGUAUAUAUUUAUAGAGGACACCUUAUGAAUUAUUUAACUCCUCAACCCGGGGAGCGACCCGUGAGGUGAGGCGCGCGCCUGACCGGCUCCUACAGCACCUCGCUCGUCCGCCCUCGCCGCACCCGCGCCGCGGAGCCCACGGAACCUCGCAGCCCAAUGUCGGCGACGACGAGCACAGGGUCCCACAGCGCCUAGGGUUUUGCUUGUUUGUUUUUAACAGAUGCCUAUGACAUGCAACGGGCUGCCUGGUAAAACGAGUCCAUGGAAACUGUUGCCAGAGUCGGCAAACUGCUGCUCCCGGAAGUCCUUUGACGCUGAGGUAACAAUGAAGGGACUGGACCAAUGCGGUGCCCCUUCCGUUUUUGUUUGGACUCGCCUAGUUCUUCUUUAACAAGGUUACCUUUGACCCCGGAAGUGAGGUCUUCCGGGUUCCUCCCUCCCCCAACAUGGCAGCUGCUGAAGACGAGUUACAGCUGCCGCGGCUCCCCGAGCUGUUCGAAACCGGCAAACAGCUUCUGGAGGAAGUAGAAGUAACGGCUGAACCCACUGGUUCCCGGAUAGUCCAGAGCAAGGUGUUCAAGGGACUAGACCUCCUUGAGAAGGCUGCCGAAAUGUUAUCGCAGCUGGACUUGUUCAGCCGAAAUGAAGAUUUGGAGGAGAUUGCUUCCACCGACCUGAAGUACCUGAUGGUGCCAGCAUUUCAAGGAGCCCUCACCAUGAAACAAGUCAACCCCGGCAAGCGUCUAGAUCAUUUACAGCAGGCUCGAGAACACUUUAUAAACUACUUAACUCAGUGUCAUUACUAUCAUGUGGCGGAGUUUGAGCUGCCCAAAACCAGGAACAACUCCGCUGAAAAUAACACUGCUAGUUCCUCCAUGGCCUAUCCUAGCCUCGUUUCUAUGGCGUCUCAAAGACAGGCUAAAAUAGAGAGAUACAAGCAGAAGAAAGAUUUGGAGCAUAGGUUGUCUGCACUGAAAUCUGCUGUGGAAAGUGGUCAAGCAGAUGAUGAGCGUGUUCGUGAAUAUUAUCUCCUUCACCUUCAGAGGUGGAUUAGUAUCAGCUUAGAAGAGAUUGAAAGCAUCGACCAGGAGAUGAAGAUCCUAAGAGAAAAAGACUCUUCAAGAGAGGCAUCAACUUCUCACUUAUCCCGUCAAGAGAGGCCACCAAUGAAACCCUUCAUUCUCACACGGGACAAGGCUCAAGCCAAAGUAUUUGGAGCUGGUUAUCCAAGUCUGGCAUCUAUGACAGUGAGUGACUGGUAUGAUCAGCAUCGGAAAUAUGGAGCAUUACCAGAUCAGGGAAUAGCCAAGGCAACAACAGAACAAUUUCAAAAAAGCAGCUCAGCAACAGGAAGAUCAAGAACAAAAGGAAGAAGAGGAUGAUGAGCAAGCACUCCACAGAGCUCGGGAGUGGGAUGAUUGGAAGGACACCCAUCCUCGGGGAUAUGGCAACAGACAGAACAUGGGCUAAUCGUCCCGUUAUACAGCAGGACUACAGGGUGCACGCCUUCCCUGCCAAGGAAAACCAUGCAGUCUUCCCCUCCCUGGACUCCUGCCUUAGCUAUGUAUGAUGAAGGCAAAGAUGUUAAAUCAUGCUUUGCGCUCAAUCAAGUGUCAAAUGAUUAAGUGUGUAUUUGUACCCUAGAUGAUAAGCCAGUAAUCUUGUUUUGGCAUUAUCAUCCUCAUCAUGGUGUAUUCUAAUUUCUUAAGUGGAAAGAAAAGAACACUGAGACAUGGCUCUGUAUAAUUAAUGACUGUAUGAAUUCUCUUUAAAAAAUAAUAAAAGCCCCUUCUAUUACAUGAGCCUGUGCAAGAAA